AUGAAAACAACACGUCCCCAAGGCGAAGGUUCUUUGAAGUCUAAAGGCAGAAGAAGAACUAGUAGGAAUAACAAUAGGGGGCGCGUUUCUGGUGCUAUUUCGCAGCAAUCUUGUGUCACACCCUCUGCUAUUGGUGUCACUUCAAAUGAUACUAACGCCAUCGAAAAUGCGUUUGAGGAGCUUACUGGAAGAAUACCUCGUUUAUAUACCAUUGCCACUACCGUUGAUCCAACAAAGAGGGAGAAAGUUUUCGAGUAUCAGCAAAUUUUAGAUAAAGACUUGGAGUCUGUAAAUUCUGCUGAAAACAAAUACUUCUUUAUUACCUGUUCAUUUACUUCUUGGAACCUUUUUCUAUUUGAAUUACUUAAUUGUGUGAAAGAAGAGAAAGAUCAGGUGGAGAAUAUUGAGUUCAUCAAGGAAACAUAUGAACAAUUUAAAAGUCUAUUGUCAAUGCAUGUAAGUACUCGAACACGGAUUAUUAAGAAUCCUUAUCGAAAUAUGAACUCUGAGAAUGUAUCUGAAUCAAGUAAAAACGAUAAUGCUAAAUCGGACUCGGAAAGUUCAGAAACAGUUGUAGCAGAAGAAAAUGAUGGCAAAGAAUUGGGACUUGAAGAGAAUGAGGCAUCGGGUGGAGUAGUUGAAGCCCUUGAAAAUCUCUCCCUUCAAAAGCAGUCAAGUGCAUCGGUUAUUGCGUCGAUCAACGACCAGUCGGUAUCUGCAUCUGGUAAAUCAUCUGAGCUGGGUCAAGACGAUGUAUCUGAGUUGGAUCAGGCUGCCACCAAACGCCGUAAGAGAAAUCGCCGCAAAAAGAACAAAAAGACACAACAGUUGGAAGAACCUAAUGUCUCGAUUGGCAUGGAGAAUGGAGAUCAUUCUGAGACCUUACCUGCGCAACCCAUGGACGUGAAUGCGGAAAAUUCUUGCGAACAAAUUCCAAACACCUCAGGACACCGUAAAAGGAGAAACCGAAAACGAAGUAAGCAUGCCAAACAACAGGACGAAGCAAAUGGAGCGAUUUCCGCAGGGAACAAUGAAGUAUCAGAUGCACUAACUACGCAACCGUAUAUAUUACCUUGA
Messenger RNA from Rodentolepis nana, 1077 nucleotides. NCBI's taxonomy places the organism in Eukaryota, Metazoa, Platyhelminthes, Cestoda, Cyclophyllidea, Hymenolepididae. The record is from the annotation of a GenBank genome assembly.